This is a messenger RNA of Amoebophrya sp. A25, 1885 nucleotides long. NCBI's taxonomy places the organism in Eukaryota, Dinophyceae, Syndiniales, Amoebophryaceae. The record is from the annotation of a GenBank genome assembly.
AGCUAGUACAAUAGUAAUUCAAGGAAAAAAGAAAACAACUCUUUCUGUAGUAAACUGGAGGUAUUAAAAUAAAGAUCUAUGUAUGAUCUUUCUCUUUGUCUUCGACGCAGCCGUAACAAGUGAAGAUAUCUUCGAAGCACUACGAAGUUUUUCGUUGAUGACGAAGACAAUGACAGCGUCUUCAAGUCAGCCGUAUGCCAGGAGACUUUCGAGUCGGAUGGUGCGUACAUGCUCAUCAUGACAACCCGCGGCCAUCGGAUGGAGCCGGAAAUUUUUCCGCAACGAAAAACAUAUUCGAAAGUAGCGAAUGACCUACUUCGAACUACAAGUUGAGGUUCAACCACACCACGAACAAGUGAAAUAUCACCACGAAUAUAUUUUUGAACAUCAAAAUGUGUGUUUUCACAACAGUCGACUUCUAUCGGAACUGUGCGUACGUGCACGUAGCAUUCUUACUCUAUUGCGCUCUGGAGAGCAAUAGCUGUGGAUGGCAGGACACCGUUUCCGGUGACGCGCAAUGUCCUACUGCCCAGAAGAUAUUGAUCGCAUUAACUUACGGAGGGUGGGAGCUAUUGAUGAUUCAAAGACUUGUUGUGGUCUGCUCUCUUAUUUUAUUCAUGACCACGACCGUGAACAAAGUGGGAGGCCCUGGUAGAAGUAAAUAACCAUCCUACAUCCUGCUCUUCUAUCUUCAUCAUCCGUCUGCUCUAACAAGCCCUUCCGAACUUGCUAUUGGCAUACAUGUGCUACCAUACAAGUACGUCGAUGGGUGCUGUGCAGAACAUCUCGUUUGCGGACUUGGUGUCUAGCAGUGUCACAGAAAAGAUAAAGAUGAACGCAGCGGCUGGCGUCGUCAAGCAGUAUCCGCGAACGAUAAAGAUGGGCUUCUGCACUAUAGUUAAGCUGCAGGAGGAUCAGUAGAAGUUUUUGAACAGAAUAAUAAUUAUGGGCUUCUGCACUAUAUUAGUCAUGCUGCAGGAGGUUCAGUAGAAGUUGAAGUUCUUUUGAGGAGGAUAAAGAUGAGCUUUUGAUGAUGCACUAUACCAGUUAAGCAGGUUCUUGUUCGUCGUGUGGAAAAGAACGUCAAUGAGAUUUCCAGAGUCACAACUGAUGUUAUCUCAAGUUUCUACCUUCUCUAAGAGUGCGGGUAUCAGCAGUGUUUUUGGCUAUCUUGCGAUGAACUACUGCACGAAGGCGGGCACAUGUUAUAGUCCCGCAGCCGCUGGCGCGUGUGAUGAGCCAGAGUUCUUGCUUGUUUUGAGCACUUGUAGCACCAUCGGGUCAGGGAGUACGGGCUAUGCGGCAGUCUUCUUUGUUCUCUCAUUUAUUACGGCAGUUUUCUCCUUUCUAACAAAGUACAACUAACGAGAGUUUCAGCAUUUCGAGGAGCAAAGCCCUUUUUAUCUUCGAGAGUCUCUGUCUUCUCAACAGACUCAACAGAUGUAACAAGAAAAUUCUCAUCAUCAUCAAUCAAAGUCAAUGAUGCCACUUACUUACACGAAAGCAAAACCUCUAAGAAGAAUAUUUUCUUUUUUAUAAGCGGAAGCCGGUCGCAAGGAGUUUCGCACAUCCCGCCACACCUAUACACGCCGCCGAACGUUUUCGUGGGAAAAGCCGCAAACUCCGUUCUAGAAAUGAUCGAUUCAAUAGCUCCUUGACGGCUCAUUGACGUCAGGGAUGCCAUUGUUAUCUUUGGUGCAUGCACUGUACGAUCAAUCUGAAUCUUCCGAGAAAGCAACGAAUCCGCAACACUUACAAUAUGCCUAUCAAUCUUGAGAUAGUAAAAAGAAGAUAUUGGUGAACAAGAAAGACAAAGGUGCUCCAGCAGGUUUUCGUAAGACGGUGGAUGAUUAUGCUUGGGAAAUGGCAAAAAACGAACAGCAAU